Molecule: messenger RNA, 309 nt
Organism: Bipolaris victoriae FI3
Lineage: Eukaryota; Fungi; Ascomycota; Dothideomycetes; Pleosporales; Pleosporaceae
Exons: 1
Source: RefSeq, a predicted model, not a curated record
CCCGCACCUCCCGCAGAAACCCCCCACCAACCCAGCACAGAACAAACUACAAUUAAAACCGCAGCGCACCCCCACAGUCCAACACCAUCCGAAGCAACGCCAGCACCGCGCCACACGGUAGUUCCGUCCAUGGAAGAACAGCAACUAACAGAUACGCCGGAUCCCAACACGGCAGGUCCGCUUACCAACCUUCCAACCACGGAAGAACAGCAGCAGCAGCAGCAUCAACCAGAUAUGCCGGAUCAGCCCCAGCAACCAACCCCAGCGGGACACGCCCAUCGCAGUCCCGGAGCUACGCUGGCACGGUAG